GUGUCGCCGGAGCCCGAGCGUGCAGGCCGGUCCCGGCGGCCGGGGGGGAACGGGCGGGCUGGGGGCGCCAUGUGGUUCAUGUACGUGCUGAGCUGGCUGUCGCUCUUCAUCCAGGUGGCCUUCAUCACGCUGGCCGUCGGUGAGAGUGCGCGACUUCGGCCCGCGCGGGCUCCCGCCCUGGCCAUCUCGGCAGGACUCUAUUACCUGGCAGAGCUGAUAGAAGAAUACACCGUGGCCACCAGCAGGAUCAUAAAAUACAUGAUCUGGUUCUCCACGGCUGUGCUGAUCGGCCUGUACGUCUUUGAGCGCUUCCCCACCAGCAUGAUCGGCGUGGGUCUCUUCACCAACCUAGUCUACUUUGGCCUCCUUCAGACCUUCCCCUUCAUCAUGCUCACCUCGCCCAAUUUCAUUCUGUCUUGCGGGCUCGUGGUGGUGAAUCACUACCUAGCAUUUCAGUUUUUUGCAGAAGAGUAUUAUCCGUUCUCAGAGGUGUUGGCCUACUUUACUUUCUGCCUGUGGAUAAUCCCGUUCGCAUUCUUUGUGUCACUCUCGGCUGGGGAGAACGUCCUGCCCUCUACCAUGCAGCCAGGAGAUGACGUGGUCUCCAAUUACUUCACCAAAGGCAAGCGGGGCAAACGCUUAGGCAUCCUGGUUGUUUUCUCCUUCAUCAAAGAGGCCAUAUUGCCCAGUCGUCAGAAGAUAUACUGACCCCCUUGGGGAGGGGCUGUGGUAGCCAGCUCAGGGGAGUCAGGCCUCUGGGGCUCUGGCUAGGUCAGGGCUGGGAGCUGGCAGGCAGCUUCCCCCAGGCCUGGCUUCUCUCUCCUCGCAGCUGCAGCCCCAUCCCCACCCUCCUUGGGGCUUGGCUUGGCUCGGAUCCGAUGCUGCUGGAGACUGUAACAUCAAAGGGCACCAAGGAGGGGGGCAAAGUCUGUGUGGCUAAGAGACUGAGGUGGGUCAGGAAAUUCUGGUCCAGCCGGGGCAGGCAGGCUGGAGAGCGGACGGUAACAAGUGCUCUGGACAGAUGGCCAAAGGGAGGGGUCAGGGCUUGCCACUUCCAAGAGAAAGAGUCUCUACUGUUGAACUGUGAUUUCUGUCCAUUUGCUGAUUCCCGUUUGAAUAAAGAUUCUAGGUGGCACUGUUUGCCUUAA
Messenger RNA from Ochotona curzoniae (black-lipped pika), 1148 nucleotides. It is a transcript of the gene TEX261, whose product is annotated as testis expressed 261. Gene Ontology annotation, molecular function: COPII receptor activity. NCBI's taxonomy places the organism in Eukaryota, Metazoa, Chordata, Mammalia, Lagomorpha, Ochotonidae. The record is from RefSeq and is a predicted model, not a curated record. Gene Ontology annotation, biological process: endoplasmic reticulum to Golgi vesicle-mediated transport. The transcript is spliced from 6 exons. Gene Ontology annotation, cellular component: endoplasmic reticulum membrane; COPII-coated ER to Golgi transport vesicle; Golgi membrane. Bases 70 to 708 code for a protein of 212 amino acids.